AUGUCAACGCUAACGAGAGUUGAAUCAAAUGACACAGUUUAUGGAAGUGGUAAUCUAAAGAAUCUUUCAUUCUUCAACAAUAGUCAGUCGGCUCUGAAUAAUGAUGCUAACCAUUUCACAUUGCAAAUUUUACCAAAAAGUAAUUUCAAUAAUAAUUCAUCAGGGCAGUCAAAUAUAACAAAUGAUCUAACAGGCAACACGUUGGUGACAAACUCCACCAGCCAAUUAGUUGCUAGCCCCAAUAGCGAUUUUACAUACAAUGACAAUUACAUCAAUAACAGCUAUAAUUUCAGAAAUGAGAUCUUCAAUAACAACAAUAAUGAAAAGAGACUGUCUAUCUCAGAGUACAUCACUGAUCGGACGAAUUACUAUGAGUAUGAAAAGUUAGAAUUGAAUUUAAAUGAAUUUGGUAUUCUAAGUCCUCAAGAGGAUACUGACUUCGAUGCGUUUUCAAUCAUGACUGAUUUAGAAGAUACAAGUUUACCAGCUCCUGAUUUAGAUAAAUCUUCAACAAAGAAGGUGAUGAAUUACUUCAAAUUGAAUAUUUUCAAUAACACGCAUACGAACUCUAACAAUAGUAAUAGCACGUUACCUAUGGAUAAUAUGAAUACUAAUUUUCAACAUACUACGCUAAAUACAACCGAGGAAUCGCCACAAAUAUUUAAGAAGAGAUAUUUUUGGAGUAGAAAUAAAAACAUAAAGAAGGAAUCUGGUACUGGUUCAGAAAAGUUACUGAAUGACGAUAACAUCACUUUUGAUCAAGAUUCCAUGCUAAAUGACGAUGAUUCCAGAUUAAUUAUAGAUCCUUCUCAACUAAUAACAAAAAGUAACACUGCAAACCCAACCGAAGGUCAAAUAACGAAUGAUUUUUUAUCUUCGCCAGAUUUCAUUAUAUCUGGUGUCGAAAACUCUAUUUUUAGUGAUGAUUUUACAGAAAAUAUGAAAAUCGAAGAAUUAGAACAUAUAGAAAUUGACACUAAAGUAAUUGUACCAAGUAUUUUUGUAGAGGAUUUCAAAAUUGACAAGAAAACCAGAAUUCCAAAUAAAACAACCGAUCAUUCAAAUGCACAAUCGAUUAUUCUACCGAAGAAAAUAGGUAUACUACCUAAGACUAGAGGUCGUAAGCCAUCGCCAAUACUGGACUCAUCCAAACAAUUUGGCUGUGAUUAUUGUGAAAGGAGAUUCAAAAGACAAGAACAUCUGAAAAGACAUGUUAGAUCUUUACAUAUGUGUGUGAAACCUUACGCUUGUCAUAUAUGUGACAAAAAGUUUAGUAGAAGUGAUAACUUAUCACAGCAUAUAAAAACACACACACAUUAA
Molecule: messenger RNA, 1320 nt
Organism: Tetrapisispora phaffii CBS 4417
Lineage: Eukaryota; Fungi; Ascomycota; Saccharomycetes; Saccharomycetales; Saccharomycetaceae
Gene: COM2
Product: Com2p
Exons: 1
Coding region: 1-1320 (439 amino acids)
Biological process (GO): regulation of transcription by RNA polymerase II
Molecular function (GO): RNA polymerase II cis-regulatory region sequence-specific DNA binding; DNA-binding transcription factor activity, RNA polymerase II-specific
Source: RefSeq, a predicted model, not a curated record